AUACAGCGGACAUUACCAGUUCGAUCUUGGAUGUCGAUUUAUUAUAACUAUGUUGAUUGUUUUUGAUUGACUGUUUGAGCAGUGAAAACUAACUUGAAAUGUAAGUUUAGUAUAUUAUUUUUUAGCACAUUGUCGACGAUUGGUUUCUGCUGGUUAUUUGGAGCAUAUUGUCCACGAUUGAGAUUCGACAUCAUAGAAAUCUUCUUUAGUUAGUUCAAAAAUUUUCGUACAGGGUUACACGUGAACAUUGACGAGCGGACAAAAACCAGAACAUUUUGUACUAUACAAACCUUUUUCAACCCGGAGUAAACAACUCGAACGGAAAUUAGAACUCGAUCACCCUAAUUCUGGAAUAAAAUUUCAAAAAACCACCCCGAUUAUUUAUAAUCAUGGCCGUGGCGGAAGACCACGAGGAAAAGAAGGGCGACGGCUUAUGCAAAGUGUUCACCAAGAUAUUGUUCUCGCACAUUGGCCUCUGCGCCAUGGUGGUGGCGUACAGCGUGGCGGGAGGUUUCAUCUUCGAGCACCUCGAGCGCGAGAACGAGAAGGCGAUCUGUAUAGAGUCUGAGGACGAAUACACGCCAAUGCAAGAGGAAACCUUGAACAACCUGAAGAAGGUGAUCCUCGAGAACAACCUCAACACAGACGCCAUGAUGAUACAGAUGAAGUCCAUCCUGCAGACGUUCCGCAACAACUCGCUCGCCAUUGGCUAUGACGGCAAGAACUGUGACGCCUACGGCGAGCCGAACGGCCCCGUGUACCGGUGGAGCUGGGCAGGGUCGCUGAUGUUCUCUGUAACAGUAAUAACCACCAUCGGUUACGGUCAUAUCGCGCCGAAGACAUUCUGGGGCCGCCUGGUGUGCAUUGCGUACGCGCUGCUCGGGAUCCCGUUGAUGCUGCUGUGUCUAGCGAACAUCGGAGACGUCCUCGCCGACAUCUUCAGGUUCGUCUACACCAAGAUCUGCUGCUGUGGAUGCUGCAGACGCAAGCCAAGGAACAUAGUUGUGCAGAUGAAAUCCUCCUCUGAGGAGCCGGAAGUGGCAUGGAACGACAGGACGAGGAUCAUACCUAACGCCCGGCCACCCCAGAGCACGGAGUUCUCAAAGAUCCAGCACGACCAAUCGAAGUCUACGAUCAAGACUUUAGAUAUAAAAGCAUUGAACAAAGCUGACCUCGCAAAUCGAAACAUGGCUAUUCGGAACCAGCCGAUGAUUAUCGAUGACGACAGCGAUGACGAGGACGAUGACCUCGACGAGAAGAAUGCCACGGUGCCCCUCACUGUUACUCUGCUUGUCAUCUUCGGCUACAUUAUGGGCGGAGCCGUGCUGUUUGGUCUGUGGGAGGGCUGGGACACGUUGCAGUCCGCAUACUUCUGCUUCAUCACCCUGAGUACCAUAGGGUUCGGCGACGUUGUGCCGGGUACCGACUUUGACAGCCCGCAGGCGUCGGCGCAGCUGAUUCUUGGAGCUAUUUAUGUAUUGUUUGGAAUGGCCAUUCUGUCCAUGUGCUUCGCUCUCAUGCAAGACGAAAUCAUCGCAAAAUGCACUUGGAUUGGUCAGAAGUUGGGCAUUGUCGAGAAAGAGGCCGAGGACUAAUGACUGACGUAUGUUACGGACAAGUUGGAAUGAUGGGCAAACGUGCUGAUUUUGGUUAUAGUCAACAUAACGUCGUAGAAGUUUAAUCGAUUCAGCGAAAAAAAUCUUUCUUUUCAACGUAUUUUUUAAAAACAAUGUCAUUUUGUUGAUGUAUUGUUUAACUUUUUUUUUUGUUCUAACGUCGGAUUAUGAAAAUAUGUGUUGUUUGGUCCAAUUUGUCGUUGAAUUUAAUAUGUUUGAUCCUUGCUGUUUCUUAGAAAUGAUUUUCAUAUAUCGACUUUUUUUAUAUAAAUUUAGGAGUGUUUUAUGAUGUCGUAGAAUAUACAUAUCAUUGUCCUUACGAACAUUUGUUGUUCAUCAUACUAUUUGAAACGUGACUGUUUGAAGUUGACGUCUUUUUCAUUCCAAAAUAGAUCUAACUCUUGAUAUUUGUUGUCUAUAUUAUUGUAAAAAGAAAUUUCAUUACUUGUUAUUUGUCUUGCUCAAGAAACCGUGGGGUGUUUGCGAUUAAACUAAGUAUCCUUUACAUGUAUCCGUUACAAAAUUGCUGUUUAUGUGUUUAAAUCAUCGUUAUUGGUUUACUUCAUGAUUUUUUUCCUGGUUUUAAAGAAAUACAUGUUAUCGUUAUUAUUUGCAGUUAUACUAAAAUACACUAAUUAGAAUUGUAAUAAAAAAAGCAAAACAAUGUUCAUGUUACUAUUUCGCUAUUUAUCUUUUAUAUCACUAAUUUCAUAUCUCGAGGGGUGAACGGAAGACUGUUGUAACUCAUAUUAAAUAAAGAAGGAGAUACUGCAGUUUCCGUUCAGCCCUCUAUCUGUCACUUAAGUUUCCUGAAAAUAAUCUAGUACAUAUGUAUACGUUUUGCUCGAUAGAUGCUAUAAAGGUAUAUGAAAACA
Dreissena polymorpha is the source of this 2491-nucleotide messenger RNA. RefSeq names its product TWiK family of potassium channels protein 7-like. Gene Ontology annotation, molecular function: potassium ion leak channel activity. The transcript has 8 exons. The record is from RefSeq and is a predicted model, not a curated record. Gene Ontology annotation, cellular component: membrane. Lineage: Eukaryota; Metazoa; Mollusca; Bivalvia; Myida; Dreissenidae. The coding region runs from base 390 to 1595 and encodes 401 amino acids. Gene Ontology annotation, biological process: stabilization of membrane potential; potassium ion transmembrane transport.